Salvelinus fontinalis (brook trout) is the source of this 2015-nucleotide messenger RNA. RefSeq names its product tetratricopeptide repeat protein 5-like. NCBI's taxonomy places the organism in Eukaryota, Metazoa, Chordata, Actinopteri, Salmoniformes, Salmonidae. The transcript has 10 exons. The record is from RefSeq and is a predicted model, not a curated record. The coding region runs from base 71 to 1426 and encodes 451 amino acids. Gene Ontology annotation, molecular function: protein binding.
GGUGCCGUGUUGUCAAUGUACUCUUCUCGAAUCUCUUCUCGAAUUCUUCUUCCAACAACCACUGGAAAAGAUGGCGGAAGUGGAGAAGGAUGGUGAUCCUGCGACUGACAAAGAUGAUUUACAGAUUUUAAAAGAACGAGUGGAUGAGUUGUAUCAUUUUCGGGAUCAUUACUUUGAGACUCACUGUGUGGAGGAUGCAAAGAGGAAACCGAGUGAUGUGGCACAGGAGAUGGAGAAGACACUAAAGAAGCUGGAGGAGAAAGAAGGUGAGAUAACAGAAAAGAAAGAGUCGUAUAAGCACAGUGCUGAGUUCCUGCUGCUGCGGGGCCGCUCCCUGGGGGUGGCUCCGGAGUUUAGCACCACCGCUGGGGAGUGCCUGUCCCGGGCCGUGAAGCUGGAGCCUGGACUAGUGGAGGGCUGGAACACACUGGGAGAGCAGUAUUGGAAGAAAGGAGACCUGACCACCGCUAAGACCUGCUUCACUGGAGCCCUGCAGCAGAGUAAGAACAAAGUAUCUCUGCGUAGUCUGUCCAUGGUGCUGAGGCAGCUGCCAGGAGGGGGCGGGGAUGAGCAGGGGAAGAGGGUGCUGGAGAGCGUGGCCAUGGCCAGGCAGGCUGUACAGCUGGACGUCACCGACGGCACCUCCUGGUACAUCCUGGGGAAUGCCUACAUCUCCCUGUUCUUCACCUGCAGACAGAAUCCACAGAUGUCUCAGCAGGCUCUGAGUGCCUAUGCACAGGCUGAGAAAGUGGACCGAACAGCAACCUCCAACCCCGAUCUGCACUUCAAUAGAGCCACGCUGUUUCAGUAUGAGGAGAUGUUUGGGUCUGCCCUGGGCGGGUACAGUCGCGCUGCGGCCCUGGACCCUGCGUGGGAUGAGCCUCCAGAGAGGGAGAGGCAGCUACUGGAAUACCUGGAGAAACUCACAGCACUCACAGAGAACAAGGGGAAGGUGAAAGCCCGGCGCCUGCGAACGAUGCUCUCCAACCUCAGCCCGUUGGCCCUGGGGCCGUGCUCCUCCCCUCAGUUCCGCUCCCCCGCAGGCCGCGUUGGGAGCCUGGAGCCCCGGACCCUGUCUGCCCUGACACACGGCCACAACGCUGGGGUGGCUGCCCUGGGAAAGGUGGUGUUCAGCCUGGCCUCAGAGGGACGCAUGGCCUUUACGUUCGGCAUGGUGGACAGUGAGGAAACAUGCUGCGUGGUCAUGGUCUAUAACACAGCAGACAACUGGGGAGUUCUGAUUGGAGACUCUGUGGUCAUCCCGGAGCCACAGGUCAAACGCCACAGUGUAGCACACAACGACCAGACGUUUGACUUCCGCAGUAUACGAGUGGACUCCCCUCUGCUCCUCAUCGUCAACGGCAAGAGACAGAACGUCCAGGCUCAGACUGCAGCCUCAGUCAGCUACAAGCCCCAGAGUGAAUGAGAGAAGGGGGUGCCUCUAUCUAAAAAAAGGCCUGUGUGCCUUUUUUUUUUUAAUCUUAGUUUUGUAAAUAGUAGAUCCUUGUUUGUUAAAUAGUCUUUAGGAAUACACUGUUUGUACAUAUUUAUAAAUAUUUUUGUUUGUAUUUUGUUAAAGUGGGAGGGAGGCUGGGGGAUUUAGUAAAUUACUGACUACUAAUAUGAUUAUUUUUUUUCACUGUAUUAUUGACUAUAUGUUUGUUUUUACUCCAUGUGUAACUAUGUGUUGUUGUAUGUGUCGAACUGCUUUGCAUUAUCUUGGCCAGGUCGCAAUUGUAAAUGAGAACGUGUUCUCAAUUUGCCUACCUGGUUAAAUAAAGGUUAAAUAAAAUAAAUAAAUAAAUGAUAAUUAAUUGUGGUGAAGAUGGUGUCAGACAUGGUUUCAAGACAUUAAAACAAAUAUGUCUCCAAUGUGGACAUGAUUUCAACUUUUGCUUUAUCAUUAGCUUAUGUAGUUGAUCACCUUUCAUCGUGAUGUUGUGCAAACAUUAAGUUGUGAAUCAAAGUAACUUCUGGUAACAAAAAUGCAACCACUAAACUACAAUAUCAAACUG